Molecule: messenger RNA, 561 nt
Organism: Thlaspi arvense
Lineage: Eukaryota; Viridiplantae; Streptophyta; Magnoliopsida; Brassicales; Brassicaceae
Source: the annotation of a GenBank genome assembly
GGUAUCGAUCUUAUCGCCGGAGGUAAGAGUAAGAAGACCAAAAGGACAGCCCCAAAGUCCGACGAUGUCUACCUCAAGCUUCUCGUCAAGCUCUACCGAUUUUUGGUAAGGAGAUCUGAGAGCAGCUUUAACGCUGUGAUAUUGAAGAGGCUUUUCAUGAGCAAAGUUAACAAAGCUCCUCUUUCUCUAUCGAAACUCGUCAGUUUCAUGACCGGCAAGGAGGAUAAGAUUGCUGUGUUGGUCGGAACUAUAACUGAUGAUUUGAGAAUUCACGAGAUUCCUGCCAUCAAGGUUACUGCCCUGAGGUUUACAGAGAGGGCUAGAGCCAGGAUUGAGAAAGCUGGUGGAGAGUGCUUAACCUUUGAUCAGCUUGCUCUCAGAGCUCCGUUGGGACAGAACACGGUUCUCCUUAGAGGACCAAAGAACUCUCGUGAGGCAGUGAAGCACUUUGGGCUUGCUCCUGGUGUUCCCCACAGCCACUCUAAGCCGUAUGUUCGGUCUAAGGGAAGGAAGUUUGAGAAAGCUAGAGGAAGGCGAAAGAGUCGUGGAUUCAAGGUCUAA